Messenger RNA from Camellia sinensis, 3876 nucleotides. RefSeq lists its product as uncharacterized. The record is from RefSeq and is a predicted model, not a curated record. Gene Ontology annotation, biological process: cell wall organization; biosynthetic process. Gene Ontology annotation, molecular function: UDP-N-acetylmuramoyl-tripeptide-D-alanyl-D-alanine ligase activity; ATP binding. NCBI's taxonomy places the organism in Eukaryota, Viridiplantae, Streptophyta, Magnoliopsida, Ericales, Theaceae.
UUGACCCGCUGUUUCCAAACAAGAAAAGAGGAGGAGGGUGUUGAAGUUGAAGUUGAAGUUGAAGUUGAAGUUGAUCAACUAUCAAAAUUCACUACUGCAAACAUUAUUAUUACCUUCCUUUUUCAGAAAUUCAACCAUCAAAAUUCACUACUGCACACAUUAUUAUUACCUUUCUUUUUCAGAAAUCCAUAUGACAUAUACAUGUCUGCAACUGCAACAACAACAAUCUACUCCUCCUUUCCUCACCUGCUCCCAACCACCACCACCACCACCACCACCCUCUAUUUCACAAACUCACAUUCACAUUCCACAUCAAAAUCAAACACAUUCCCUCCUCAAGUUUCAUCCACCAAGAUCAAUACCACCUGUGCUGUGCCUCCCAUUCCCAAAUUCCCCCACCCACCUUGGACCGUCUCCGAGAUAGCAGAGGCCAUCAAUGGCACUAUCCUAAAAUGGGGCCCUCCUGGAUCCAUCUCUACUGACACCCGUACUCUCCAACCCGGCCAAUGGUUCUUCGCCAUUACCGGUCUAAACUUCGAUGCCCAUCAUUUUAUUACCCCUAAUUUGUACUCUCUUGGCUGUGUUGGUGUAAUCGCUAACCGGGUUUCCCAUAAUUGGGACAAGGGUUUUGUUCAGAUUGAAAGUAGCAGUAAUAAUAAUACCCUAAUUUCAUUGAACAAGAUGGCUAUUUACGCUAGGAAUAGGUUUCAUGGUCCCCUGAUAGGGUUAACUGGCAGUGUAGGUAAGACCACUACAAGAACUAUGAUAGCUUUGGCUCUUGAAGGCUUGGGUUCUGUUCACCAGAGUCCUGGGAAUUGGAACAAUCGAAUUGGGGUUUCUUUAUCUUUGAUUGGGAUUCCUAGGAAUGUGGACUUCGCGGUUCUGGAGCUUGGGAUGAGUGGGAAAGGAGAGAUUUUGGAGCUCGCCAGGAUGUGUAGGCCGUCGAUAAGAGUGAUUUUGAAUGUGGGUGCUUCUCAUUUGGGGAAUUUUGGGAGUUUAGAAGAAGUUUCGGUGGCGAAAGGGGAGAUUCUAAGAGAAGCUAAGCCAGGGGAUGUGUGUGUUCUUUUUGCGGAUGAUCCUCUUGUUAUGAGCCUUCCCGUCCCAAUUGGAGUUAAGAGAGUGCUCUUUGGUUGGAGAAUGGAUUGCGAUGUUCGGUUGCUUUUGGCAGAAAGUACUGAUGGAGGUCUUGGAGUUCGAGUUGUUUUAGAGAGAAAUAAAGAGAUUGUUGAAUUUGUGAUCUCCAGUCCUGGUCUGCAUUUGGCUAUGAAUGCAUGUGCAGCAGCAGCUGUUGCAACUAUGUUGGGAGUUUCUCUUUCUGAAGUCGGGAAGUGCUUGUCAAGAUUUAUUCCUUUUCACAUGAGAUCAGAGCUUGAAGUUGCUAGAAUUGGUAUCAAAGUAAUUAAGGACACUUACAAUGCCAAUCCUGUUAGCACCAAAGCUGCUAUAGACACGCUGAAAGGCAUGAGUUGCAAAGGUAAAAGAGUUGCCAUACUUGGAGACAUGCUAGAACUUGGUCCAACAGAAAUAAAGUUUCAUGAGAUGAUGUUAAGGCAUUGCUGUGAUGCUGGUUUUGAUCUUGUUGCCCUUGUUGGAGAGAGGUUUCUGACAGCAGCUGAGAAUUUGAAUUUAGUCAAAGAGAGAUAUAUCUUACACGCUGAUGAUGCAGAAAGCCUUGUGCUUGAAAUAGUUAAAAGGUUGAACAAUAAUGACAUUGUUUUGGUGAAGGGCAGUCGGGCAAUGCAAAUGGAGAAAAUUGUUGAUGCAAUUAAGGACUUGGGUAUUUGAAUUUCGUAUUUCUAAAUUUUUGGAGACAAGUUCUAUUCAAACUCCUUCAUAGAAGAAACUUGAUGACGUGACAACUCCUUCACCAAACUUUGUUGAUGAUACGAGCCACCUCUCAUGAUAAUUCCUUUCAGUCGAAGUAAGUUCACAUCUUUUUCUGUGUUAAUAAGUUGAUCCAUGAAGGUUGUAUAGUCAGUGAAAUAUUUGGGGUUGACAUGUGAAUAACGUUGCUCAAAGGCAAUGAGAUUUCUCAAGAAGGUCUCUGUUGAAUCAUCAAAUUUAAAAUAAGGGAUUUCCAUUAGACCCUUAUUGAACUUUAUAUCGAAUAAGCUAACACUAUUGGACAUGCUAUCUGAGUCUAAUGACUCAACACCUGCACAAACAUUUCCAACCUUCUUGAACCUGACACCGGCCUCUUGCUACUCUGUCGCACUAUGCAUUUGGUCCCAGACCUCACUAACAUAUAUGGUGUUUCCUGCUAACCUUGUUUUCUCGGAUGGAGAUCAACAAAUGAUGUGCACUUAGUGAAGUAAAUGCUUGAUUUCAUGAGACUCGUUUGCAAAUGAAAAUGCAGAAACUGGACAUAGCUUUGGGAACAUACUUGAGAGAGUCAGCACUAACCUGUUCAUGAAAGGUUCUUUGUGCAUUGGAUCCUUAGUCAUGUUGUACAAUUCAGUCACAAUAAAGUAAGGAAGUUGGUUUUCAAGUAACAUGAGGUUGCGACAGAUGAACUCUCACCCAAUCUACGCUGAAGAUAGGAUCAUCUUCAUCGUCUGGCUCUAAUUCUGAAGUUUUUCGAACAAAUUCAACAAUGAAACAGCUGUCAAGUAGCAUCAGCUCCAGAAAUUCAUCUGUCUCAACGUUUACGUGGCCUGCAUAGCGUUUGCGAGCUUUGUGUUCCAAUUUCUCCGAGGCUAAUAUGUAAGUCUCAACACUUUUUUCCUCCUUUCGUUCAAGAAAUGAUUGCAGAUACCGGAGCGGAUGUUCUUCCAUUGCACAUAAGCUAGGGUUUCUGUAAUGGUAAGGGCCUAUAGAAACUAUCAUUGGUGUGUAGGCAUUAGAGUUUGAUCUAUGCAGCCCAUCAUGCACUUUGAAAAUACAUGGUUCUGGAGUGGGUCAAUUAAGAGCAACCAAGAAACAACAUGUAGAUAAGAUGAGUGUGGCGGAGAUGAGGAUGCUAAGGUGGAUGUAUGGCAAGACUAGACAAGAAAGAAUUAGAAAUGAGUGUAUUCGAAAAUGGGUAGGAGUAGCACCGAUAGAAGAUAAGUUGAGAGAGAAUCGAUUGAGAUGGUUUGGUCACAUUCAACGGAGACCAACAAAGGCAGUAGUGAAGAGAUAUGAUGUUGUAACGGUAGAGGGGAGUGUUAGGAGACGGGGUAUGCCUAGAUUAACGUUGGCUAACGUUGUAAAUAGAGAUAUGGAUCUACUUAAUUUGACUAACGAAAUGGCCUUUGAUAGGGCCGCGUGGAGAAGAAGGAUUCAUGUAGCUAACCCCAUUUGAUGGGACUCAAGGCUUGGAUUGGUUUGGUUUUGGAGUUGGUGGUGGCAAGUGAUGAAGCUUUUCAUUAAUAUCUCGUGCUAGUUUAUGAGGAGCUUCGUUUAUUGCAGUGAGAACUAGAUUAUCUGUUUCUCCAAUAUUGAUCUGAUGCUCUAUAUCUUCAUCUUAUUUGGCAUUUGUUGGCAUUGUGAGAUACGUGAACAUACUCUUUUGAGGGAGAGGAAGAAUAGAAGACUUGACGGAGGGCUUUAGCGACAGAGAAAGAAAGUUUGGUAAAAGUUUUGUAAGAGUUUAGGGAAGGAACACUUGUAACAGGAACUUUACUAUUGUCGUCUAAAUACUCUAGUUCAUAUAGAUUGUUGAUCAACUGAGUUCAACUGAUAGGCCCAAGCCUCACCCUCUUUUUUUUGUUUUUGUUUUGUAUGUGAAUGUGAAUUAUCUGAAUCUAGUUCUGAAUACUGGACUGAUCUUUCUAGAAAAGGUCUCUUGGCAUUUCACUCUUUGUUGUGGGGGGUUGUCACGGAUUGGCCAGCCAUAUGGAUAGGGAAAUCUAAGGAGCUUUUUGUUUGAUCACAAUUAGAAAAUAAUGAAGAUGU